This is a messenger RNA of Rhizophagus irregularis DAOM 181602=DAOM 197198, 312 nucleotides long. The record is from RefSeq and is a predicted model, not a curated record. Lineage: Eukaryota; Fungi; Glomeromycota; Glomeromycetes; Glomerales; Glomeraceae.
CCCCCAAUACUUGCAAUUUUAGUUGUAGUAGAAUCAUUUUGUUCUUUAUCGGAAAGUUGUCCAGUAAGUUUUGUGAUCAUAUUGAACAUAUUAUUUAAUAAACUAUCUUGUUUUUCUACUCUUGAUUCUAAGUUAAGCACUAAGUUGUUGUCAUCAUUUUCACUUGAAGAUGAGUCAGGUUUGGCACGCUUAUUAUUAUCGUUAACAAUUGUAGUAAGUUGUUUUUUGAUCUCUGAUAAAUCAUUUUGUGAAGAUGUAUGUGUGUUGUUAUUUGGCUCAUGCAUAGAGCCUCCUUUCCUAGUACCGCCUUGA